Molecule: messenger RNA, 1476 nt
Organism: Cetraspora pellucida
Lineage: Eukaryota; Fungi; Glomeromycota; Glomeromycetes; Diversisporales; Gigasporaceae
Source: the annotation of a GenBank genome assembly
AUGAGUCAACAUUACCCACCUCCGCCAGCACCUUCACAGCCCUAUUAUUCUCAGACGGACCAGCAAUAUUACCAACCUCAGACAGGAAGGUAUUCACCGGUUCCACAAUAUCAACCACCCGCGUAUGAGCAGGGAUCAUUUCGUGGCUCGAUAGCAGAAAAGUGGAAUCCAAACCCAAAAUAUCAAGGCAUGUGUGGAAUUCGAUUAAUAUUUCCUGAAACGCGGCUUAUAGACAACAAUGAACUUGGAAAGGGGAAUAAUUUUUUUAACCCUGAAAUAAUUCCACCAUUUGUUAUUUCUGGAGUGAUUGGGCUUAUUUUGAGUGUUAUUUAUCUGCUUUUAAUGCAAAGGUUUCCACAACCUCUUAUUAGAAUAACAUUAUAUCUGUCGAUUGCCACAUAUUUUAUUGCCGCUGCAGUCUUUUUCUUAAUUCGCUCAUAUUUUUUGUCAAUUAUUUUUGUAAUUUUUGGAGUAUUAUAUUUAAUCGCCGCCUUUAGUUGGCGUAACCGUAUUCCUUUUGCGGCAAUUAUGUUGGAGACAGUUGUAAGCAUCACAAGAAAAUAUUAUGGUGUCAUUUUAAUGGGUUUUAUAGGAUUAAUAGUUCAGGUGGGAUGGUCGUUCUUAUGGAUUUUGAGUCUAAUUGGAGCUUAUGAACAUUUUGACUCGGUGUUUUGUACUGUUAAGAAUAAUAAUCAAAAGUCCUGUAGCGUUGGCCUCUACCUAAUAUUAGUAUAUUUGGUUUUCAGUUUCUAUUGGACAAGUCAGGUCAUAAAGACUAUUGUUCAUGUUACUGCCUCAGGAGUUUAUGCAACAUAUUAUUUCCUUGAAGGCACUCCUCAAGGAACAGGCACUACUCCAACUCUUAGCUCGUUUAAGCGUGCAACUACAACCUCUAUAGGUAGCGUUUGUUUCGGAAGUUUAAUCAUUGCACUCCUUAAUACUGCUAGAGCAGUGUUACAAAGUUUUGCGAAUAGUGAUGAAGGUGUCUGCGGAUUUCUUGCACUCUGUAUCGCUUGCUUGUUGGCAUGGAUCGAGUCUCUUGUUGAAUACUUUAAUUUUUACGCUUAUGUUCAAGUCGCGAUAUAUGGUAAAUCUUACUGUCAAGCUGCCAAAGAUACUUGGACCUUGAUCAAAGAUCGUGGUAUUGAAGCUAUCAUAAACGAUGAUCUUAUUGGAAAUGUGUUAACUAUGGGCUCCCUUUUAAUUGGUGUUCUUUGUGGAUUACUUGGAUUCGUUUACAUUUACCUUUUCAUAACCCAUUUAUUAACGGACAAUCCGACUUUAAUAAUUAUAUUUGUACUAAUCUGUUUUGUAAUUGGUUUUAUGAUGUGUGUGGUUAUUACUGAUGCCAUCAGCUCUGGUGUCUCAACUACCUUCGUUGCUUUGGCUGAAGAUCCAGAUGCGUUAAGAAGAACCAAACCUUUGUUAUUUGAGAGAAUUCGACAGCAGUGGCCCCGUGUUGUCCAAGGAAUUUAA